GUUGUUAUUGAUUGAAUUUUGACAUUUUUUUUGUCGCGACAAACAGAAGAGAUUCUUUUUCUCAGUGAAAAAUGCGCUUCAGUUUUGUAACGAUUCUAUUUUGUAACACUUUAUGCAUUCAAUGUGGAGAGUUCAUAAUUUCUUGGAAAUGUACGAGUGAAAUAGCUAUAGAUAUACUUAUAGCUAUAAGAACGCACCGCAUGCGACGACACUUUCUCGAAACAGAGAAAUUUAGUUCAACGAAAAACGCAACAAGAGGAUUCCCAUUUAAGUAUGUUUGCCGCUCUUCUGUCUGAAUCGUACGAAUAGCGGCAAAGCUGAAUAUAAACAAAACACGCUGAUAACGAGCAAUACACACACAUGAAUCGGUGUAUUUGACGCUCAACGAAUCACCGUUCUGCGCGUGUAUUGAACAAUAGAGCUAUAGUUGAGUCGCUAAGAAUGAGAACAGCUGAAAGAAUACAUAUUCAUCCGCAUUGAUAUGAUAUGUCUGCGUUUUCUAUGUAUUUCGGUUUUGUAUGCUUAAAAUUGAAUGUGUUUUCGUAUUUUAACGCUCCGCUUCACUCAGCACCAGCAUUGACAUUGAGAGUGGAUGUAUGACGAUGACGUAGACAGUACAAAACUGCUAUCAUUUGUGUGAAGUGCGCAUUUUGAGAGCAUCUAAAUCAAAAUAAAAUCUUAUUGCAAACAAAAAGAAACGCAAUGAAGACAUCGACAGAAUAAUGGAAAAAAUCAAAAAGUUCAAUCUGGAAUUGGCGUUGUUCGUCAAAGAGCUGAAUUCCUACACCGAGAAAGUAAACGAAAUCGACGAUGAGACCACGAAAUUGUUGAUCGAAAUGAUUUCGGCUGUGGAUAAUUUGGGACAACAAGCCUCUAUGAAAGACCACGAAUCAUCGUCUGCCCAUGAAAACCAGUUUAUUUCUGGUUUGAACGAAGAAAUAUUCCAAAUACGCCGGUACAUUGUCUGUUGUUUAUGUCAUGAACAAAUUCCAUUGACUUUGGAGGAUUUUGAAUUACACAAGCAAAAGAAAAGUCAUAAAGAGAAAGAAGCCGAAUUGAACUCAUCGCAUCAAAUUCCCAAUGGAAGUGACACAGCUCAAGCGGCAUUAAUUCAAUCCGAAGAUAAUGAAAGUUGUGAUGUUCCAAGUGAUCAAGCCGUUAAAUUGACAACAGCCAGUUCAGUUAGUAUAAUGAAUAGCAAUUCUAAUCGAGAUCUUGCCCAAACAAAUAGCCAAGAAACGGUUACUGGCACUUCGACGAUGUCAAAUUUCGUAAAAUUGGAAGAUGUAGUCAAAACUGAUGAAAUGUCCAAAGCCAUCACAGCAGAAAUGAUUGAUUUCGUAUCACGAACAAAAACACGGAUCCAUAAUGAGGCACUUAUUUUGAAGACUCUCAUCGGUCAUUUCAACGUUUUUGACUCAAAGGUACAAGUCAUGCCAUUUGGAUCAUCAACAUAUGGGUUCGGUGGAUCAAGCACCAAUUUCAAUAUAUUAGCCAAUGCAGGUGGUUCAGAUAGAAGUCCAAUCACUUUAUUAAAUUCAUUCGAAAAGUAUUUGAAAACGUCUUCUGUCCAGAACGACUUUGAGAUAUUGGACAAUAUUGCCGGAAACCGUGCUCAGAAACGUCAAUUGCAACUGCGUCACAAAAAGUCUGGUGUUUUGUGUUGGUUGCAAUUUGGAUUUGAUAACGAAUUGGUCUAUUCUUCACAAAUCAUUCGUGACUAUAUAAACCAUGGUCCAAUCUGUUAUCAUUUGAUCGCCUUCUUCAAAAGUCUUCAAAAUGCCCUUGUUCAACAGGGAAUCGAUACCAUCCACUUUAACACAUAUCUCAUUUCCAUACUCGUGAUAUUCUUUCUGCAAGUGAACCACAAUUUUCCGAAACCCAAGGAAUUAUCUUCGUCGCAAAGUCAAAGAAUUGAUGUUCCGCCGAAGACUGGUAAAGAUUUCCUUGAGAAAACUGUUGGGGAAUUUUUCAACUUUUACGGAAGGAAAUACGAUGUGGCAAAAGAUCUGAUUAGUAUCAAUAUUGGGCGAUUUCAAAAGCGAAAAUUGGAUAGUCAACAAACAAGACACACGCCCGAGCAAAAGAGUUUACGCGACGCCAUCGAUGCAAACCCUGGCAACUGGGAAAAUUGUACAAUGUAUGUGGAAGACAUCAAGUCAUCUGCCAUUAAUGUAGCGGCUGAAAUUGCUGAGAAAGAAGCACACCAUUUUAAAAAGUUAUGCCAAAUUUUGGCCACUCUUUCGUACAGAAACACAAUUGAUGAAUAUGUGUCGAAGCUAUUGCCACUUCAAGCGGCCGGACGUGAUACAGUUCAAGUGACAUUGAAUCAAUGCAAAAACGGUACAAAUAGUGAUGUCCACCCGUUCAAAGCCGUUGAAUUGAAAACAGCAGGUUCGCUCAAUUCGGUCAGUAGCAAUAGUAACAAUCAAAAUGUUGCUCGAGCAAAUAGCCUGCAAACUGUACCUUCAGUGCUGUCAAAUUCGGUAAAACUGGAUGAUUUGCUCAACACAAGUAGUGUGUCUGUAGCCUUAGCGGCCAAAAUGAUUGAUUUCGUAUCACGAACAAAAGCACGGAUUCAUAAUGAGGCACUCAUUUUGAACACUCUCAUCGGUUAUCUCAACGCAUUUGACUCAAAAGUCCAACUCGUGCCGUUUGGAUCGUCAACAUAUGGGUUCGGUGGAUCAAGCACCAAUUUCAAUAUAUUAGCCAAUGCAGCUGGUUCAGAUAAAAGUCCAAUCACUUUAUUCAAUGCAUUCCAAAAAGAUUUGAAAACGUUUUCUGUUCAAAACGACUUUGAGAUCUUGGACAUUAUUGCCGGCAACCGUGCCCAAAAGCGUAGAUUGCAAUUGCGACACAAAAAGUCUGGUGUUUUAUGUUGGUUGCAAUUCGGAUUUGAUUGUGAAUUGGCCGAUUCUUCACAAAUCAUUCGUGACUAUAUAAACCAUGGUCCAAUCUGUUAUCACUUGAUCGCUUACGUCAAAAGUCUUCAAAAUGCCUUUGCUCAACAAGGAACCGAGAUCAUCCACUUCAACACGUAUCUCAUUUCCAUACUCGUGAUAUUCUUUCUACAAGUGAACCACAAUUUUCCAAAACCCAACGAAUUAUCUUCGUCGAAUAGUCAAACCAUUGAUGUUCCGCCAAAGAUUGGUAAAGAUUUCCUUAAGAAAACCGUUGUGGAGUUUUUCAAUUUUUACGGAAAGAAAUACGAGGUGGCAAAAGAUUUGAUUAGUAUUAAUAUUGGGCGAUUUCAAAAGCGAAUAUUGGAUAGUCAACAAACAAGACACACGCCCGAGCAAAAGAGGCUACGCGACGCCAUCGAUGCAAACCCUGGCAACUGGGAAAAUUGUACAAUUUACGUGGAAGACAUCAAGUCAUCUGCCAUAAAUGUAGCGGCUGAAAUUCGCGAGAAAGAAGCGUACCACUUUAAGAAUUUAUGCCAAAUUUUGACCACUUUUUCGCAUAAAAGCACAAUUGAUGAAUAUGUGUCGAAGCUAUUGCUACUUCAAGCGACUGGCCAAGCUAAUGGUUCCAAUUUGAGUGUAAACAGCACAAAAGAGAGUCGAAAAUCAUCGCAACAAAAUCUAAAUGGAUGUGACAUAGUUCAAGUGGCAUUAAACCAAUUCAAAGUCAUUGAAUUGAAAUCAGCUUGCUCGCUCAAUUCGGUCAGUAGCAAUCGUAAUCAGAGUGCUACUCGAGCAAAUAGCUUAAGUAACCAAAUUGUUACCUCGGUUCUUUCAAAUUUGACCAAACUGGAAGAUGUGAUCAAAACUGAUAGAGUGUCUGUGGCCGUUGCAGCCGAGAUGAUUGAUCUGGUAUCUCGGACAAAAACAAGGACUCGAAAUGAAGCAGAUAUAAUCAAAAUAAUUGCGCCCUAUUUGAAAAAUACGGAAUCCACAUUGAAGCUCAUUUCAUUUGGAUCUUCAACGUAUGGCUUUGGUGGACGAAGCACCAAUUUCAAUAUUCUGGUCAAUGCAGGUGGAUCAAAACAAAAUCCAGCGGUGCUACAGCACAAUUUCGAAAAAGUAAUGAAGACGCCCGGUGCCCAGGAGGAGUUUGAAAUCUUUGAUAGCCUGGGUAGCACUCGUGUGCAGAAGAAACGACUUCAACUGCUUCAUAAAUCGUCUGGUGUUUUGUGUUGGGUACAAUUCAGCGGCGAUUUCGAACUAUCCCAACCAAAUCAAACCAUUCGUGAUUGUAUCAAUCAUGCGCCGCUUUGUUAUCAUUUGAUCGCUUGCAUCAGAUCUUGGCAGAACGUAUUGAAUGAUGUUGCUGCAGAGCAAGGAAAGGUUGCCUUUCAGUUCAAUACGUAUAUUAUUUCGGUUCUCGUGAUAUUCUACUUGCAAAUGGAUCACGGUUUUCCGCAAAUCAAGGAUGUGGCAUUGACAACAUCCAAAUGCAUCAAUGUGGUGCCAAAUAUUGAGAGAAAUCUUCUGAUACAAGCCGUUGGCGGGUUUUUCAAAUUCUACGCAAACCGAUAUGAAACUAAUAACCAAUUAAUAAGUGUAAACAUUGAGCGUUGGCAAGAGAAACGUUUGCAACCUCAUCAAUCUAUCUUUACACCUGAGCAAAAAAGUUUACGUGAUGGCAUUAAAACAAAUGCCGUCAAUUGGAAAAAUUGCACCAUGUCCGUGCAAGAUAUCAAAUAUCCCGGAACAAAUGUAACCGCUGAAAUUCCCGAGAAGGAAGUAAACAAUUUCAAAAAGUUGUGCCAAGUAUUGUCUACCCGUUCACAUAAAAAGAUAAUUGAUGAAUAUUUGUCGAAGAUGCGGUCGCCUCAAGAAACUAAUCGACCUAAUUUGAGUGUCAACAAUUUGACUUCAAUGGGUGCUGCUUCCAGCAAACACAAUGAUCCGGCGACAAUUUCAUUAGAAAGCUUAAGAUCUGCGAUUAAAAAUGCUGAAAAUCAAGCAAGAGAUGUGAGCCCAAAGCCAUCUACUUCAAGAAAGUGUGAAAAUGCCAUCAAUGCGUUAAGAGGAAUAUCUCCAUUUCGUACGUUUGCAUAUGGGUCGCCACUUCAAGAAGGCAAAAAAGUCAGUGGUUCUACCUUGAGUUUGGAUAGUGCGAUAUCGGGGAAAGCACACAGUAGCAGAGCCAAUGAUUCAACCGCAUUUUCAUUGCAAAACAUGCAAACUGCAAUUGUAGAUAUUGAAAAUUUAGCAAAAAAUGGCAUUACUCAGCCAUCAAAGUCCAAAAUCUUGGAAAAUGUAACCAAAACCGAUUACCUGUCCAAAUUGGCCAAAGCAGAAAUGAUGAAUAUUUUGUCACGCUCAGAAGACCGAACUCGCGAUGAGCAAGAGAUUAUUAAAAAUUUAUCAUAUUAUUUCUUCACGAUCGACUCAACAGCGGCAAUAGCGGCAUUUGGCUCGGCUACAUAUGGCUUUUUUGGUGGAUCAAGCACCAAUUUCAAUAUUUUAGCAGUAUCUGGUGUGAAGGAGUCGAAUUUUGUUGGGCUUUUAGACCGAUUAGAAGUGCACAUGUUUCGUCCAAAGGAAAUCCGGAAGCUUACACCUGACGCAUUACUGCAGAAGUUCGAAAAUUCAUUCAAAAACUCAAGCCGACUCAGCAGCGAAUUUGAACUUUUGGAGAAAAUCGAAGCGAAUCGUGUGCAAGGUAGCCAAUUGAAAAUUCUUCACAAAAAGUCACGAAUUCCGUGUAUUUUGCACUUUGGCGAGAAUACACGAAUGAAGAGUUCAUCACAAAUCAUUCACAAUUACAUGACACUAAGUCCGAUUUGUAAAGAUCUGAUUGCUUACGUGAAGGCCUUGAUAAAUGUCUUGAAUGAUAUCGCUACACAAAAGGGAUUACCCAGCUUACAAUUCAAUGGAUAUAUCAUAUCGGUGUUGGUGAUUUUUUAUCUUCAAUUGAAACACAGAUUUCCAACUAUCAAUGGUCUACAAUCCAAGUUAUCGGAUAAGGCCGCAUUAUUAUCGGAUCGAAGUCUCAAUGAAGUAAUCAUGGAUUUCUUCAAGUUUUAUGGUCACACAUACGAAUCGACUCACUUGAUCAGCUUGAACGUUGGCAGAUGGCAAGAAAAGAGAUUACAGGAAGGACAGAAGAAUUUCACGCCAGAACAAAAACGAUUACGAGAUGGCAUCGCAAAUAAUCCAGCGAAUUGGACGGAUUGUGUAAUGUGGGUGGAAGACAUUGUUUCGCCAGAAGUGAAUAUUACAGCUGAAAUUUCAAAUGAGGAUGCGAAUAACUUCGUGAAAUUGUGUCAAAUGUUCUCUUCUCAUGUACCAAAGUUGGAUGAAGGUAAUUUAACAGACAAUCCAAUUUGUGGGACGGUAAACCUGAAGCAGAGAGCAACAAUAUCCAGCUUAAUCGAAAAAGAAAUGGCUGUCAUGACUCAGCCAUCGUUUUUAGAAUUUCGGCGACGUUCUGAAGCUGAAAUUACCAUCAUUCUAACGAACUAUAUUCACAAGUUUAACACUUCUCUAGAGAUUCAUGUGUUGGGUUCCAGUUAUUAUGGCAUCAGAGGAUCAAAUACCGAUUUCAAUUUAUUGGUCAAUACUCACGGUGAACGGCCAAAAGAGGUUAGCCAGCGGUUCUUUUUCAAACUCGAUACCUCUGACAUCACUCGACACUUUAAGCAAAUAGUCAAAGUGAGUGCAGAUCGAGUUCUAAAGCGACAGAUUCACAUGAUUCACAUAAAAACUGGAAUCCAAUGUUCCAUAUUAUUUGACAGCGAUCGCACCAUCGUUGAAUCGUCAGAAAUAAUCAGCCGAUAUAUCAACAAGGAGCCAAUGUAUCGUUUCCUAAUCACAUACAUAAGAGCGUGGCAGAAUGUUUUGAACGAGUUGGGCAUUGCUAAAUUCAAAUUUAAUACGUACAUAAUAAGCGUGUUCGCGUUAUUCUUUCUCCAAAUGAAUCACAAACUUCCGAAAGUUUGUGAUUUUUUCAAAUCUGGCCCAAGUUCGAGUUCAAGCAUUACGAGUUUCAAAAUGAUUCCGAAGGAAUUUUUUGCUUUGUAUGGAAAUAGCUAUCAAAUGUGGAACCAUGUAAUUAGCGCACAUAUCGGCCGAUGGCAAGAAAGACGGAUCCAAUCCGAGCAGAAGCAUUUCACAGAGAUUCAACAAAGAUUGCGCAAAGGCAUCGAAGCAUCACCAGAAAAUUGGACCAAUUGCAUCAUGUAUACACAAGAUCUGGUUCGACUUGAUGUGAACAUUACAGCCGAGAUAUCGAAAGAAGCAGCAGAAAACUUCCAGUCCUUGUGCCAAACAUUCACGAAAAAUGCACCAUCCACAUGAUUACCAGCCAAUUUUUAUCGUGAUCCAACAUUUAUUUAUUCAUUUCUAUCACAAAUUUACCUGCAGUCAUUUGGCAUUUUUUUCACAUACAAAUAUCAUACAUUUUCUAUAAGAGUUAAUAUUUUUGUUAAACAAAUGAAGUGAUUACAUCUGUGAUCAUAGAGCUACACUAAUUUUUUCUUAGAUGUACGGAAAAAUGAAGAUAAAAUCAACUAAACACCAAGUUAUUGAACCUUUGCUGAAAAAACAUUCCUUGUGAAGACCAUAACGAGAACAUGACGUAUUUGAAACGUCUAACUCCAUCUACGGAUUUUUCUAGCAGUUGUGUUCUAUUGAGUUGCGGUUUCAACUAUUUUUGGGCGAAAUUAUCUCAAAAGUAUGCUAAAAUGAGUUAUAUGUCAUGCGAACGCUCAAACGACUACUGUUAAUGUACGCACUGAUUCAGUAGACAUGCAAUGGUUACUAGAUGACAAAUUUACAAUACACUCGAGUGCAUGUAUUUGCGCGUGCAUUUCCGGUAGCCGUUUGAGCGUUCGCAUAACAAAUAACUCAUUUUUGUAUAUUUUUGAGAUAAUUUCGCCCAAAAAUAGUUGAAAUCGUUAUAUAUAUCUACUCGAUUCACAACUACUGGAAAAAUCCGUAGAUGGAGUUAGACGCCCGUACCAAAUGUAAUGUAUUGAAACUCCAUAUAUACAUGCUCGGAGUAUGGUGAAGACUUGGAGGCAAUGUGUUAAAGACUGCCCAUAUAUGCCUCUAAUUGAGGAAUAAACAUUGUUCAUUGAAUGUAAAUAAAAUCUUUAGGAAGUUUUAAAACCGUUCAUGUUGAA
Sitodiplosis mosellana (orange wheat blossom midge) is the source of this 8077-nucleotide messenger RNA. RefSeq lists its product as uncharacterized. Gene Ontology annotation, molecular function: nucleotidyltransferase activity. Gene Ontology annotation, biological process: RNA 3'-end processing. NCBI's taxonomy places the organism in Eukaryota, Metazoa, Arthropoda, Insecta, Diptera, Cecidomyiidae. The transcript is spliced from 17 exons. The record is from RefSeq and is a predicted model, not a curated record. Bases 723 to 7250 code for a protein of 2175 amino acids.